This is a messenger RNA of Leptonychotes weddellii (Weddell seal), 2352 nucleotides long. The record is from RefSeq and is a predicted model, not a curated record. NCBI's taxonomy places the organism in Eukaryota, Metazoa, Chordata, Mammalia, Carnivora, Phocidae.
GAGGCCACCAGCACCAGCCUCUGCCGCUGACAGCAUGCUCUGGUUGCUUCUGCCCCUCACGCUUGUCUUCUCCUUCAGCCCAGGGAACACAGCUUCACAAGACGGCUCAAACCCACUGACGGUGAAUGGGGUUCUGGGGGAGUCGGUAACUCUUUCCCUGAAGCUUCCUGUACAUCAGGAUAUUGAGUCCAUCACCUGGCUUCACAAUGGAAAAUCUAUCCACUUCAUAUUGCCAAAAGCUGCUCCGGAUUUGCGGAUCUUGGUGACUGAUCCAAAACGGAAAGAUCGACUGCAACUGAUGGAGAACUACUCCUUACAACUCAGCAACUUGGCAACGGCAGAUGCAGGACUUUACUGCGCCCAGAUAACCACACAGACCUCCACAGAGUUUUCCUACUACACUCUGCAGGUCUUCAGACGACUGAGGAACUUACAAAUUGCCAAUCACACGUGGCUGUCUGAGAUUGGGACCUGUGAGAUCCACCUGACCUGCUCUGUAGAGAAUUCAAAUGACACCUUCUUAAGGUGGCAGGUUGUAGGAAACACGUCUAUAAAUGAAGCAAACCUCACUAUUUCCUGGGACCCCAGGAAUUCCAGUGAACAGAAGUUCACCUGCAUAGCUGAGAAUACUGUCAGCAAUAUAUCCUUCUCUGUCUCCACCCAGAGUCUCUGCGAAGGUGUUUUGAAUAUGAAAAAUCACCCUGAUACCAAAUGGAUUAUAAUUGUGGUUGUGGUUACUUUGAUAUGUAUAGUCAUCACUGUGGGGUUACUUGUUUGGAGGAAAAAAGAUUGUUUGUGGAAGACAGGUAAAGGGAGGGAGGAUGGUCCACUGGGACAACCCCUGGGAUGUGACCACACACCUGCUAAUUUCCCAAGGAGGAGAGACACCUGCAUCUUUCAUUUUUCUACUCCACAAACCCAGAGUCCUGCAGAGACCAUAAGGAACUUAGAUUAUGUCUCCGUCUCUCCAGGGAACACCGUGUAUGCUCGUGUCACUCAUCCAAACAGGCAAACAAAUAUCCUAACACCUGUGAAAAGCAGCGAUUUCUCCACCAUUUAUUCCACAGUUCAUCAGUACAAAGAGAGUAUACCUAUUUCUUCCAGGACAACUGCCCUUGACAACGUCAUCUAAAUUGCUGAGAGGUCUCAAAAGGAACUCAGGAAUGACACAGCUUCUCCUGAUCUCAUGGGAGAGAACACAGCUUGGUUUCUGCCUAGCAACAGAAUUCGAAUAUUUAGGAUUAUCACUUCCAGUUCUUUGGACUAGAACCUGCUCAAGUAUGUCAGACAUCUAAGGAACAACAUCAUUUCCAGCGUGUGAUCCAAAUAACAUUUUCUAAUCUGCUCCAGGCCAAAACAUGCUUCCAUGAACAAGCCUGGGCAUUGACUUUCUCUUUGGCAGCUGAUGGGAUUGUGCUUGACAGAGAGUUAUAAUUCAGAAGACAGCCACUCCUCUCCUUUUAGAAAGGAGCAGGAUUGUGAUUCACUGGGAGAGAGUACAGUAUAUUUGUUAUGUAUGUUGUCUCUGGAAUUGGAUGGGCCUUGUCCCAAAUCCUCAUACAUCACUUACUAGACCUACCUCCUGGAACAUGUUCUGGAACCUCUUGAGGUCUGGUCUCCUAGACUGAAAAAUGGGGAUCAGCCUGUUACUCAAACCGGGAAUCAGAGUUAGCCUUGACUUCAGCUGUUCCAUCACCAGGCCCUUUGGACUCUACCUCCAAAUACGUAUCUUAGACUGACCCACUUCUCUCCAAAACUUUAACCUCCACCCUAUAUUAACCCAUCAUCAUGUCCAACCUGGAAUACGACAGUAAGCUCCAAACAGAUUUUCCCAAUUUUUGUUCUUAUCUCCCUCCAAUCCAUUCUCUAAAAGACAGCCGGAGUAAUAUUUUUAAUAUAAACCAGAUCCUUCACUUGUCUGCUUAAAACUGACCCUGCAAGACAUCCCAGGCACUCCAGAAAGAAACUGAGUCUCUGUGGUUCUGGAUGGCCUGGCCCAUCUGCAGCCUCAGCCACCAUGUCUCCCUCCCACCCCUCUCUGAUUUGGCUUCUCUGAUUCUUUUUCAGCCCCUCCAUCAGAGGAGAGAGUUUGCUCACAUCUGCCUCAAGACCCUUCUCUGCCUGCCUGGUUCCUCCCUACUCUACAGGUCCCAGUGCACAUAUGUCAUUCUCCAAGAAAGACCUUCAGACCACUGUAACUGAAGUGGAUCCCCCUGUUAUUCUGUCACACCUUCCAUGUCAUUUACAUUGUGCCGUUAAAUAUUUAUUUGUAUUUAAUGUCUGUUUCUCCUAUUCUACUGUACACUCUCCAGGAACAGGGACCACGACGAUUUUAUCUCUGUAUCCGGAGCA